Messenger RNA from Schistocerca piceifrons (Central American locust), 1442 nucleotides. It is a transcript of the gene mRpL3, whose product is annotated as 39S ribosomal protein L3, mitochondrial. The record is from RefSeq and is a predicted model, not a curated record. Gene Ontology annotation, biological process: translation. NCBI's taxonomy places the organism in Eukaryota, Metazoa, Arthropoda, Insecta, Orthoptera, Acrididae. The transcript is spliced from 8 exons. Gene Ontology annotation, molecular function: structural constituent of ribosome. Gene Ontology annotation, cellular component: mitochondrial large ribosomal subunit; ribosome. The coding region runs from base 227 to 1351 and encodes 374 amino acids.
AAAAAAAGAUCGAUGAGGCCCUUGACAAGCUUACAGUAUAUUAACCACUGUAUAUAAUUGUAGCUCUUGAGUACAUCAACAUUUGAUCACAUUACCAUAGAGCUCAGUUCCAGAUACUGCUCCUGAUGGAUUCAUAACGCUGUUCUGAUGUAAACAUUGUUCAUAACAGGUAAAACACUGAUUCAACGCUCGUUCCAAUGCAUUGAGUACUGGCAUAACAACAAAGAUGGCUGCCGGAACAGUGUGGAAACUGUUUGCGUCUAUUCAAACUAAUAUCUGCUUUUUGAAACCGAGUUUCGAUAGCAUUAUUACUCAGAGCAGAGGAAAGAGGCUCAAAUGUCGCCCACGCUUAAGAUACCCGACGUGGUUUGUCAAGAAGGAAAGAAGUAAUUAUAAUGAAAAUUUGACUCAAGAAAACUCAGCAUUUAUCAAGGAAGUAGUCCAAGAUAAAUAUGGACCACCAGCUGUUAUUGGAGGAGUACGUACCUGUCAACAAAGCCCACUCAAAAAUGCACCUUUGGAACGUGGUGAAUGGACUCCUAAGACGAGGAGAACAGGUGUUAUUGCAAGGAAAAUUGGUUGUUACCCAAUGUGGCUGAAAGAUGGCUCCAAAAUACAUACAACACUAUUGCAGGUGGUCGACAAUCACAUUAUUCGGUAUAUUCCACCCGAAGAAUUUGAUCCCCCUCGGAAGCGUGCUGUAAGACAGAAAUAUCCGAAUCGCUAUGGAUGUUUACUAGUUGGAGCAGAGAGUGCAGAUCCACAAAUGUUCACAAAGGAAUAUUGUGGAUUAUUCAAAGACUCUGGAGUUAUGCCUAAGAAGACAUUAGGACGGUUCAUGGUGUCACCUGAAGCAGUAAUUCAGCCUGGAACCCCGUUAUAUGCAUCCCAUUUCCGAGUUGGGGAUGUUGUAGAUGUUCGUGGUAAAACCAUUGAUCGAGACUUUCAAGGUGUGGUUAAACGCUGGGGGUUCAAAGGUGGCCCAGCCUCUCAUGGUGUCACCAAAACACAUCGGCGUCCUGGUAAUAUUGGUGGUGGUGGAGAGAAAGGAAGAGUUUGGCCAGGCACAAAAAUGCCAGGCCAUAUGGGUAACCGCUACAGAAUAUUAAGAGGCCUUAAGAUUUGGAGAAUAAAUACUAAAUACAAUGUACUCUAUGUGCAAGGUCUUGGAGUAGCUGGUGAAACAAAUUCCAUUGUUUAUAUUUAUGACACAGUAUUACCACGCAGGAAACUCAAGGAGGCUCCACCCUUCCCUACAUUUUAUCCUGAAGACUUAGAUCAAGAACUUCCUGAAGACAUUUAUGCAGAGGAAGUACAUUCAUUCAAGGAACCAUCCAUUACAUUCAGUUAACGAUGGAGUACAGAUCUGUAGAGUAUUGUGUAUUUGCCAUUUCUUGUUACUGUGUAAUUGGAAAUUGUUAUUAAAAAUUUUCUAAACAUAA